AUGAAGGGUGGGUUUGAGAGGUUCCAUACAGCAACCACACAGACAGGGCUUGUGGGAGGUGUCCUUCCCUGCCUGACCCUCUCCCUUUUCUCCCCAGCUUCUUUCUUUGGGGACAGCUACGUGGAGAUGCCGCUGGUGGACGCCUCGCGCACAGUGCGACUGCACCUCCAGCUGUACACCAGCCAGGGAAGUGGGCUGCUCUUCCUGGCUGCUGGCCAGCCUGACUACCUCCUGCUCCAGCUGAGAGCUGGCAGCCUGCAGGCCAGGCUGCGGCUGGGCUCAGAGGAGGUGAUGCUGCAGUCACCAGCAGAGCUGCAGCUCAAUAACCUGGCGGUGCACGACGUGAAGCUGCUGGUGGAAGAUGGCAGGAUGAUGCUCACCAUCGACGGCCUCUUUAACAGCUCCGCGGACGUGGCGGGGCCUGUACGGGAGCUGGACAUCCAGCACGGCCUCUUUGCUGGUGGAAGAGGCAGCCUUGACCUACCAUACCUUGCUGAGGCCAGCUCCCCCUUCAGAGGCUGCCUCCACUUAGUGACUUUCAAUGGCCUGGAUGUCCUCUCCCCUCCGUCCUCUGAUGGCAGCUCCAAGAUCUUCCACCGGGUCCAGGAAGGGUGCAGCACACAGUUCUCUGCGGAGCCCGAUGACCCCUUUGGGUUCCCGGGGCCACACUCCUACGUUGCGUUUCCCACCUGGGAUGCAAGGGAGGAAGCGACCAUCGAGUUUGUGAUAACCACCAGCAUCACCCAGGCACCCCUCAUCUACCAUGCCGGGCUGGAGAACGACUUCUUCUACCUGGAGAUCUCCAACGGGCGCCUGAGGGGGUUUGUUGAGAAGGGCAAUGGCAUCAUCGUCCUGCACAACAACGUCUUCAUCAGCGACGAGCAGCAGCAUUACGUCAAGGUCUACACAGACGUCCACAAGUUUGAGAUACUGAUAGAUUACUACGCCUCAUCCACAUCCAACCGGGGCAUCAACAACUACCUGGACCUUCAGGGAAACCUCUUCAUUGGAGGCAUGAAUGAAAAAGCUUUGCAGAGGCUGAAGGAGCACCACCUUGCUUUCAUCUCAGUGUGGACCAUGGCCAACAACUCCUUCGUUGGCUGCCUGGAAGACCUGCGGAUAAACCUGCAGAGGAGGAGCCUGCAAGAUGCUGUGAUCACAAAAGACAUCACUGCAGGCUGUGGGAAGCAGGAGCACUACUGGGACUACGAAGAGACGUAUGAGCAGGAUGACGCACAUACCUCCCCACCUCCAGAUACCUGGUCAGGAGCACCAGGCCUGGCGGCGGAACCGUGCCGGCCAGACAGCAGCUUCCCCCCUGCCUUCGCCAACAUCAGCAGGCUGCUUCACGUCAGCCCCCUCAUCGUCUCCGAAGGGGGCACGGCCUAUCUGGAGUGGAAACACACCCAGCCAACUGUAGACCUGAGCCUCGCAAGCAUCCGGCAGUCCCAAAUCCUCUUCAGCAUCACCAACGACCCCAGGCACGGCCAGCUGGAGCUGGACAUUCCUGGGUCAAGGAGCAGAAGAAAGUUCACCCUGUUGGACAUUGUGAACAGGAAAGUCAGAUACGUCCACGAUGGCUCCGAGGGGCCCAUGGACCAGCUAAUGCUGGAGGUGACAGUGACCGCCCAGCAAGGGGUCCCAGAAUGCUUGCGGCAGGGGCAAAUGUACCUGCUGCCCAUCAUGAUCAACCCCACCAACGAUGCCCCGCAGGUGAUCUUUCCCCACGGGAACCACAUGACAAUCCUGAAGCACACGCGGAAACACCUGACCACAGACGUCCUGCAGGUCCUAGAUGAUGACACAUCCUGUGAUGAGCUUGAAUUCCAGCUGCAUGGUGGCCAGCAGAUGGAGGAGGGUUAUGUAGAGUAUGACUUUCACCCUGGAGUGCCCAUCGAAGAGUUCUCCUGCAGGGAUCUGGAAGCAGGCAACAUAGUCUACGUGCACCAGAGUGGGACGAACUCGCAGCUCACCUUGCAGGUGAACGAUGGCACAGUCCCAAGCCCUAUUGCCACCCUGAGGAUCCUUGCCAUCGAUCCUGACAUCCGCCUGCGUAACAACACCGGCCUCUCCACCUCCCAGGGAGGGGCUGCACGCAUCACCACGGCCAACCUCUCAGUGGAGACCAAUGCAGUGAACCAACAAGUCGCCAUCCUCUAUGUCCUCACGGAGCCCCUGAGGUAUGGCGAGAUCCAGAAGCAAGGCAGCAUGGGAGGGGAAUGGAAAAAAGUCGAAUCCUUCCACCAGCAAGACCUGGAGCAAGGGCGCAUCCAGUAUUUUAGCACAGACACAGAGCACCACCUGGAAGAUGUUGUGGAGAAGCUGCAAUUUGAAGUCCAAGUGGGACAGAAGGUCUUGCAAAACAACACUUUUGUCAUAAGGAUUAAAAGAGCCACCAUUAAGAUGAGGACCAUGGUCCCCCUCCAGAUGAAGAACAAGCGGCACAGAAAUAUCACCAGUAAGGAGCUGGAGGCGAUGCUGGAAGAUCCAAACUCUGCUCCAGUCCCUUUCCACUAUGUGAUAAUCCAGGCUCCCAAAAAGGGAAAUCUGGAGCUGCUCGGCAACAGGCUGACUGAAGGUUUUGGGUUUACCCAAGACGACCUGCAACAAAACCACCUGAGCUACAGCGCCACCAUCAGGAACUCCCAGCAAGCUGAGGACACCUUCCAGUUCCGUGUCCGCAUUGGGGAGCAGCAUUCUCCUGUCUACACCUACACAAUCAGCAUCGGUGGAGACCCCGAUGCACCAGCUCUGACCAACGUCCUUCUGACCGUGCCGGAAGGGGGACAAGCAGUCAUCUCCAAAGACCACUUGUUCGUCCAGAGCAUGAACAGCAUGGACUACCUCUACGAAGUGAUUGAGGGGCCCGCACAUGGGAGGCUGGCCUGGGCUGCAUCCCACGGCUGGGCCUCCAGAGAGGAGAUCACAGAGUUCACCAACGAUGACAUCCUGCACCGCCGUCUGCUGUACCAGCACGACGACUCUGAGACGCUGGAGGAUGACAUCCCCUUUGUGGCGACGCGGCAGGGCGAGGGCAGCGCUGAACCCGAGGCAGAGGAGGUGAGAGGCGUUUUCAGGGUCUCCAUCCAACCCAUCAAUGACCACGCCCCGGUCCAAGUGGUGAACAAGGUCUUCAACGUGGUGCGCAACGGGCAGCACCUGCUGACGACAGAGGACAUUGCCUUCAGCGACAAGGACUCUGGCUUCUCCGACACGCAGCUGGUGCUGGCAAGGAAGGACAUCUUGUUUGGCAGCAUCGUCUAUGUUGAUGACAGGAGCCACCAGGUCUACCGGUUCACACAGGAUGACCUGAGGAAGAAGAAGAUCCUCUUUGUCCAUUCAGGGGCUGACCGGGGCUGGAUUCAGCUACAGGUCUCAGAUGGCCUCCACCAAACCACGGCCCUCCUGGAAGUGCAGGCAUCAGACCCCUACAUCAAAAUAGUCAACAACACCGGUCUGGUCAUCCCCCAAGGCAGCCAGGGGAGCAUUGACUCUUCUGUCCUCAGCCUGGAGACCAACAUGGACAUUAGGUCAGACGAUGAGAUACGAUUCCUGAUAACAACCCCUCCAAGGUGGGGGACCGUGCUGAGAGGGGAGCAGCCGGUCAUGGCUUUCUCCCAGAGGGACCUGCUGGCAGGAGAGAUCUCCUACCGCCACAAUGGGAGCAGGAAUAGCCGGGAUGAGCUCCAGUUCACUGUAGAAGCAAACGAGGUAUCAGUGGAGGACACACUGGCCAUCAGCGUGUUCUUGGACACACAUCCCAGCCCCUUGCGCAUAGUCAACCGCAAGGAAAUCCACGUCUUCCAGGGGGAAGCAGCUGGGAUCAAGGAGCAGUACUUACUGGUGGCCCAUGAAGAGAUCCCUCCCCAGGACAUAGUUUACCAGGUGAGCAGCCCCCCAGCCUCUGGCUUCCUGGCAAUGCUUCAGCACGAAGAGGACGCAAACGAGCAGCCCAGCCUGGACCCCAUCCAGUCCUUCACCCAGGAGGACAUCAAUGAUGGCAGGGUCCUCUACCUCCACUCCAAGCCGGACGAGGAGCGUGACCAGUUUGUCGUGGACAUCACAGCCCGUGGUGUAGAACCACUGCAAGGGGUGGUGGUGAGCCUGGUCAUGCUCCCGAUUGCCAUACCCCUAGAUGUCCGCAACAUCACGGUGCCCGAAGGUGGCUCUGCUACCCUCUCCACAGGCAUCCUCAGCAUCCCCAACCCAUACUACACGGCUCUUGGUGUGGAGUUCAGGGUGCUCGAGCCCCCCCGGUUUGGCACCCUCCUGAAAAGCGAGCGGCCUGAGGACGGCGAGCUGCAGGGUUUCACCUGGACUGAGGUGCAGCACCAGCAGAUCCAAUACAGGCAGGAUGGUCCCCGGGCACGAUCCGACAGCUUCACCCUCUUGGCCAACGCCUCGUCGCUGGAACGGCAGAGCCAGGCCCGGACAAUCUUCAUCUCCAUCCUGCCCCGCAGCUCCAGGGCGCCUCGGCUGCGGCUCAACGCCGGGCUGCAGCUGCGGGAAGGCACCACGGCUGCCAUCGGUCCCCACAUCCUGAGCGCUGAGGACGAGGACUCCCCGCCGGAGGAGGUGACCUACUCCAUCCAGCCCCCGGCCAAUGGGAAGGUUGUGCUGAGGUCAGCACCCAGCUCUGAGGUCCAGCGGUUCACCCAGGCCCAGAUAAACGAUGGCCUUGUCCUCUUCAUGCACCAAGGGCCCCUGGAUGGAGGCUUUGCCUUUGACCUGUGGGAUGGAGAGAACUUGUCUCCUGGGCACUUCUUCCUCGUUAGGGCUCUCAGAGAGCCCCUCAUCAGCCUGGCCAAGAAGCAGAGCCUCACUGUCUGCCCAGGUGCCCUGCAGCCCAUCACCAGCCAGAACCUGCAGGCAGUGAGCAACAGCCCUGCUGGCUCCACCACCCUCUACUACAGCAUCGAGCAAGCCCCACGCCUGGGCAGGCUGUGCAACUCCCAGGGAGAGGAAAUCAGGAACUUCACCCAAGCCCAGGUGGACAGUGGUUUGAUUUUCUACCAGCACGAGAUGCCAGAGAAGCCCUUCUGGCUUGCCCAAGAUGCCAUCCGCUUCCGUGUGGUCGCUCCCACAACCAUCUCAGAUUCCUUCAUCCUCCUUGUGCUGAUCUCCUUUGAGGCCAAGUGUCCCCAGCGCUCGACUCAGCUAUGGAGAAAUGGAGGUCUCCAGCUUGGAAGGGCUCAACGGGCUGAGAUCGACACCACGGUGCUGGAUGCCUCCAACCUCCUUAGCCAAAUCCCAGCCCCUGAGAGGGCUGCACACGAUGUUACCUUCCUGGUGACAGGGCUGCCAGCUCAUGGGCAGCUCUUGGUGGGUAAUGUGCCCCUAGAUCGGUCACGGCCGUCCUUCCUGCAGUCAGACCUGUCCACGGGACGCCUGGCUUACACCCAUGGUGGGGACAGUGUCUCUGAAGACCAUUUCAGAUUCAAGGCUUGGCUCCAGCCCCGGGCACAGCAAUCCAUUCGCCCUCCCCAGGAAGGAGUGGUCAUCUCUGAAGCUUUCACUAUAAUGGUGACAACCAGCAGCAGCAGCAGCAGCCCACUACAGGUGGUGAGGCGACAAGAAGUGCUGCGGGUCCCACCAGGUUCCAUGGUGACCUUGUCCCAGGAGUACCUGGAUGUAGCAGACCCAUCAGGUCCCCCAGAGGAGAUGGUGUACAGUGUCCUUCAGAGACCUCUUGUUGGCCACCUGGCCAACGCCCACAACCCACGGGAGCCCAUCAACCGCUUCACCCAAGCAGAUGUCAACGCAGGCCACGUGGUGUUCGUCGCCAGCAGGAGCCGUGCCAAAGGCUCAUUAGCCCUGAGCCUCUCCAGUGACCACCACCCCCCCGCCCUGACCUCGCUGGAGGUUGAGGUGCUGUCUGCAGUCAGCACUGCUGCCAGCCCACUGCUGCUAGAGGUGCCUCAAGACCUGAACAGGGCCUCUAUGUCCCACCAUCACUUCCUGGGAGCCACACAGCCGAGGGGUGCAGGCAAUGCACAAUACAGGAUCAGCAGGGAGCCAAGAUUUGGCCAGGUGCAGGUCAACGGCAAGCCGGCACGGGGCUUCUCGCAGAAGCAGCUGGACCGUGGGGAGGUGACCUUCACCUUCACAGACUUCACCUCUCCUCAGGAUGACUUCCAGUUCCUCCUCACGUCACGGGCAGCCAACAGGACCGGGGUGGUGAAUGUGACCGUCCGUGCCUUGGUGAAGGCUCAGCCAGGCAGUGUGUGGCCCAGGGGCACCACAGCCCUCCUGGACACCAGCAUCCUGGAUGCCAGCGAGCUGGCCAACCGCACCAGGAGCACCCCGCUCUUCACAAUCCGCAGGGCCCCCCAUGGCAGCCGCCUUGUCAGGGUCUCCAGGGACCCAGGGCAACCCACAACCCCAAUCGAGGCCUUCAGCCAGAGCGAGCUGGAACAAGGGCUGGUGGGGCUGGAGGUGCUGGAUGCUGGCGAGACCAACCAGCCCCUGCAGAGCGACAGCUUCGUCUUUGAGCUGACAGCUGCCGGUGUGCCACCAGCGCUGGCAUCCUUGGGCUACAGCACUGAGCCCUACAACGCCUCAAAAGCCUAUGGUGUCACCCUGCUCAUGGCCCCCCUGGCACCCUCACCCCUUGUGCCCCAGCCUCAUGGCACAGCACGGAGCAGCCCCAAUGCCAGCGAGCUGGGCAUGUCCCCCACCGCCUGGCCAGGCCGUGGCGCCACCACCAGCCCCAGCCCCACGGAGGGGGGCACUUUCCUCAGCUUCAUUGAGGCCAACAUGUUCAGCAUUAUCAUCCCCAUCUGCCUCAUCCUCCUCCUGCUGGCCCUCAUCCUGCCCCUGCUCUUCUACCUGCACAAGCGCAACAAGACAGGCAAGCACCACGUUCAGGGCACCCCCUCCUCCAAGGUCAAGAACGGGGCUGUGCCGGACCAGGAGACCUUCCGGAGAAUGGACCCCAACCAAGGCAUCCCCCUAACGACUGUCAACACCCUGGAGGGCAAGGGCACAGGUGUCCCACCCCAGGGCAAGGGUCCUGGGGCACCGCCAGACCCUGAGCUCCUCCAAUACUGCCGGACUUCCAACCCCCCCUUGAAGAACAACCAGUACUGGGUGUGAAGUGCUCAGGCAUGGGGGCACAAGACCACCUGGUUGGUCCGGACCCUCCCAGAGUGCUGCCCGCCACCCCCUCCCAGCUCUCCUCCUCCUCCUGGGAGCUGGAAUCCCACAGAUGCAGGAGGGCCAUGGGGAUAAUGGGGGCUGCUGGUCUGGCCCACCCAGGAGGCCCAAAUCUCCGGGUGGCUUUGGGCAGGGGAGGGGGGCACUGCAGAAGUAAGCAGAGGUGGGCAAAAUGCCUGGGCAGCCCUGGGGAAUGCUGACUUCAGGUGCUCGUUUGGGCCACCCAACAGUGGCCACAGUGCUGGAGGGGACUUGAUGGCACCAGUGCCCACCGAGCCACCCCGGCAGGUCUGGUGGUGGUUCCUUCAUGACCAGCAGCGACUGCUAUAGGGGGGUGGGGGGUGUUUGCCACAGGGAGGAUGAAGAGCAGCUCGUGCUGAGUCAGGCUGAGGACGAAGCUGCCCAAAUCCCCCAGGGCUAGGCAGGCUGAGACACUGGAGCAGAGGCUCGGAAAAAACUCUGUGGCCAAUGCCAGGGGAAUUUAAGGAGUUCCCACCCACUUGGAGGAGAAAAAAACAAGAAACCCAAACCAACACAACCAGCCUGGCUCUUUCUCUGCGUGCCUGCUGCCUGUUUCAUAGAGCAGGUCGCACCGAGCCCCGUGGGAGGUGGGCUGCACACACAGGUAGGAGCCCUCUUGGCUGGGAGGGAUGGCAGGAGCUCACCUGGGCAGCAUGAAACCAGAGAGGAGAGCGGAGAACCCGAGCCAGCCAGGUUUUCCACUGUAUACUCCCCUAGGGCAGAAGUAAACAGAAUAAAGAGCCUU
Molecule: messenger RNA, 7921 nt
Organism: Dryobates pubescens (Downy woodpecker)
Lineage: Eukaryota; Metazoa; Chordata; Aves; Piciformes; Picidae
Gene: CSPG4
Product: chondroitin sulfate proteoglycan 4
Exons: 9
Coding region: 1-7095 (2364 amino acids)
Source: RefSeq, a predicted model, not a curated record